GUAUUAUACAGAGUCUGAAUGGUUAAGACCUCUUAUCUGAAUUGAUCAGACAUUUGCCUCUGAAUAGUUAAGCAAUAUACUAGCUCUUAAUGGUUCAGACCUCUUACUGGUUCAGCACUUAAUGGUUCAGACCUCUUACUGCGUGGAGGCAUGCACAAUCAUGUAUAGCGCCUUCGACACAGAGCCGGUCGUGUGGCCCUCGGUCGAAGGGAUGCAACACACUGUUGCCCGGUUUAGGAGCCUCCCAAACACCGAGCAGACGAGGAGGAUGCUGAACCAGGAGAGGUUUGUGCAAGAGAGAAUUCACAAGCUAAGCACCACUCUAAUCAAGUUGAAAAAAGAGAAUCGAGAAAAACAAAUGAUUGCGCUAAUGUAUCGCAUCCUUGAUGGUGAGCACAUUACCGAGCCCUUGAAUACCAUAGAUUUGAACGACAUAGGUUGGGUAAUUAACAUGCACUUGGUAGAUAUCAAUAACCGGAUUGAGGCAAUCAAGAAAGAGGGUGGUGCCUCCUCAUCAAGUAUGGCCCAACCUAUUGUGGAUGAUCAUCAGUUAGUGGCUCAAGAAGUUCCUGUUUUUCAUAUCCCCAUUGUAAGUACUGAGGCUUCAGGUUCUAAAGUACAACAUGUUUUUCCCCAGCUUUAUCAGGGCCUGAUUGUUGGGCACAAUGAAGUCCAAGCUGCUGGUUCUAACAUUGGCACAAUAGCUCCAGGGGUGUUCAACUUUCAAGUUGGUGGUUCUAGCAAUUAUGGGCUGGCUCCGGGAAUGUUCAAGUACCAGGUUGGGGCUUCCAAUAACAGUGUUCUAACUUUGGGCAUGUUCAAUAGGCAAGGAGGGGCUUCUGGUAGCGAUGAAAUAGUUACAAGCAUGUUAAAUUUCCCAACCGGAUCUCCCAGUAGAGGAGUGGUGGCUCCAGACAUGUUUACUUUCCAGGGCGUGGCUUCUAGCAGCAAUGUGGUGGGUUCAGACAGGUUCAACUUUAAGGGUGGGCCUUCCACAGGAUGUGUGGUGCCUCCAGCCAUGUUCAACUUCCAGGGUGGGGCUUUUAGUAGCCAUGCAAUGACUUCAGGCAUGUUUAAUUACCAGGCAAGGGCUUCUCGGAAUUGUGUUGUGGAUUCAAGAGAGCUAACCUUCCACGCCGGGGUUUCAAGAAACAACACGGAGGCUCCAGACAGGUCCAACUACCAACAAAACUAAGAGAAGGAUGCUCAUAUGAAUUUUGCAGGCCUAAAUCAUUUGUUUCCCAUGCCUAAUUAUUAGACUUUGAUGAUGGUGUGCAGUGGGUGUAAAAGACGUAAGCUCAACAUAUUAAGAUGCUGAGCAAAAACAACUACAAUAAAAAAGAUUCAAAUCAAGCGGUACCUUAUGG
Messenger RNA from Cuscuta campestris, 1367 nucleotides. The record is from the annotation of a GenBank genome assembly. Lineage: Eukaryota; Viridiplantae; Streptophyta; Magnoliopsida; Solanales; Convolvulaceae.